Messenger RNA from Physella acuta, 3999 nucleotides. RefSeq lists its product as uncharacterized. The record is from RefSeq and is a predicted model, not a curated record. Lineage: Eukaryota; Metazoa; Mollusca; Gastropoda; Physidae.
GAGCGCGCUUCCGGUAUUCAGUUAUGGAUGUUUCAAAUGUGUGAGACGUGGUUACAUCAACACCAUCAAACAGCAAAGUCCCACAGUAAACCAUCAACGCUUGGGCCCCCAACCGCUCCACACCCCCAGCAUGCACGGCACGUGCCGAUGACGUAGUCAUAUUAUCUUUCUGGUUCUACCAGAUAUUUAAAAACUAUCUUAGGCUUAUCGUCUUCGUGAGUAGCACCAGUCAGCCAUGGGCAAGAAGAAAAAAAGAGAUUACGACGACGAUGACAUCCAGCGGGGAGUCACCCCCAUACCUCCACUCAACAACAUCCUCAUCGAUCUAACGACCUUGACCAACGAUGAGGCGGCGGCGCUGGAGAAACUCAUCAGCAAAGAUGAGGACGAGAUGGCGCAGCUCGACGAUACGGUCGCACCUGUCCGGCAUGACAUCGAGAUGAUCAAGCUGUGGACCAGGAAUGACAAGAACGAGAAACCGGACAUCUCGUACAUGUGCAUCCGGUGCCGGAGGCCGAUCAGGUUCUGGAAGUACUGGAUUCCGCUGCCGGACUGGGGGACGCGGUGCAUGGUCUGCAAGCACCGCGUCUGUUGGAGGUGUCGCUACAAGCAGAAAAACGGCAAAUACAUGUGUGUCCUCUGCCUUAAAUGCAGAGAAGAGAAACAUCUAACAGGGGAGUGGCAUAACGCAGGUUGUGGUCUUCACGGCACAGACUUGGUGAAAAUUUCUCUUCAAUCCAACGGGCCCGGUACGGUGAGGUCAAAAGGUAUCAAAUCGUUUUUCGGUAUGUUGCCCUCCAGUGGUUCGGCAUCUAAAAAGAAGAGCAGCACUAGCGUCAAACCUAAGGUUAGAAGCAAGAAAGGGAAGAAAAAGGGGAAGAAAAAAGGAAAGAAAAAGGGCAAAAAGAAGGGGAAAGGUAAAAAAGAUAAAAAGAAAAAGGGCGGCAAGGACAAGAAGAAAGGCAAGAAGAAAGGUGGGAAGAAAGAUAAAAAGGGCAAGAAAAAGAAGGAUAAAAAUAAAUCGAAGAAUGCGGCUGAGAAAAUGGCGGAUAAAAAUGUAUCGCGUAAAAACUCAAAGGAAACCGAAGAGGAAGGGAAGGAAAAGGUAGACAUAGAAGAGAAAAAAGACGUUGAGUUACUGCGCGAAAGUAGUCCCUCACUUAACAGCCAAUCGGAAGCGAAUGUUUUCACGGAUAAAAUUAUAUCCGCGGCCGUGCUCGAGAGAUACCAGAGAAUCUACGGUCCCAUAGAGACCUCUGGGGACUACUUCCGGUUGUCGGGCAUGAGCAGGCAUCGGAUGUUGAGAUACACUCACAAACGCAUCGCUAAAUACCCGGAGAGGCCAACCCGUCUUAGAGACUCGGGGAAUCAAUACGAGGGUUGUCAAAUCUCACCAGACGUGGGAAACCCCAACUCUAAAAGGAUGCGAAUCAAAGAUGCCACCUCGCAGGCAGAUAGUUUAAAGAAAACUGGUGGACUACAAGAGACGUUUGGGAAGACAUCACACAACCUCGAGGCACCGGAAGCUCGGAGGAAAUCCCAACAUGCUCCGCGAUCACCGUCUUUAAUGCGCAUGUCACAAACUGACCAGCCUCGUGCUCAGCAUUUAAACAAGUGCUCCAACAAGAAAUCCUCGUCUCCUGAUACCAUACGAGACAGGUCCUGUAGUAAAACUCGGGCUCAAGACAAACGUCCACUGGACAAGCACUGGGUCAGUAAACAUCCUGCAUCAGAAGGUUCCUCGUCCGGGAGGCAACAUAGUCACGAGCGACGGCACUCAGAAGACAGGAUACGAGAAGAGAACUUGCCAAGGAGGCGCUACAGCAGUUUACAAGAACGGAAACGGCCGAGUAAUCCCGAUGAUAAUAACUUAACCAACCAGUACGCAGCGAAGUCGCUUGAACGUCGGGCACAGCGGGAGGAUCUAGGUAAACAAAGACUGGCGGAAUAUUUUCUCCGCCACUCAAAUCAAUCGUUCGAGCCAGCCAGAGAGCCGUUGAAGUCAUUAGCCAAUGAAAACUUCCAACGCAAACGGGACGCGACGUUCAUCAAACGGCCGCAAGCUGAAAGCUACUCCACUUCAGAAACUGAAGGAACGAGGACGAAGAGAGAGCAGCAUCGGGCACGUGACCACCGCUCCCUAAGCGAGAACCAACGCAAGCCAAAAAUAGAUUUUCAGCACGUCUCCCAGAGAAGCCCAGCGGGCAGAGCCGACCAGCCUGACCCGACCAUACACCGCACUGAAGAGGGGAUCCUUUCGAGAAAACGCGGACCCGAUAUACGAUACACACGCCAUUCAUCAGAACGGAACAAUUCUCCGAAAAUUCCAAAAUUCUCCCUGCCCGACCGCGUCAAGGAAACCCACAACCAUUCCAAGGUCAAUGAUUGGCGCGUGGAACCGGAGAAUUCUUCUGGUGACAGUACCAGCAUUCUCUCCUCGUCCCCCUCUGGCGACCACCCAACGGAGAACACGACGGACGGGAAGAUCAAACACAGCAGAUUGUCCCAGCUACGAGCCUUGUUGUCGCCCAAAAGAAUUUUCCGGAAAAAAAGUCGCAAAAAAUCGGAGAAAAACGCCGAAGAAAAAAACAACUCUGACAUUUUAGCACCAAACAUGGACACGUCCUCCGACUCCAUCUCCCGGGAUUUGUUGUGUAGGGACGCCAGGCUAGGCCGUGGGGCGGACAACUUUGGAGGCUCGUACAAGUCCAGGAACAGCUCAGGGAACCAGGUCACUAGGGAUGACCUGAAUUACAACUUUCAACCCAAAACCAAAGAAAAAGAGGGUGCCGCCGAAAGUGACGACAAGGGCAAAGGUCACCGCAAGAAGAAACACAAGCACAAGGCCGACAGCCGCAAAAGCCAGCAGAUGAAGGGCCGAAAGUCCGUCAUGCUCGACACAACAUCCGACAUGGAGGGCAUCCAAUCCGCACUCGAUGCGGUCAAGAAACGAACCACCGAACUCUCCCAGCCUGGGGAACUGCAAGUCAAGGCAUCGGGCAUUAACCAGCAGGCAUCUACCACAGGCCUACCAGCACCAGCACCAGUACCAGUAGCAGUAGCACCAGACCCCGAACUGGUUACGCUUGAGCCGGUGGUGGUAGAUGGGGUGGAGAAGUUAAUGGUUGUUAAAAAAACCGAGAGUAAGGCGUCACAAACGGAGGGAAAGAGGAAAAAAUUAAGAGCAAUGCUUUGUCCAUGGUGCAAGAUGACAGUCGAGUAUGGGAUGAAACUCUAGGACAAUCGCAAAGGAAGAAUUUUCCGGAUCAGUCUACGAUUACAGGAUGAGGGUCCACUUCACUUCGAUUAUAUAUAUAUAUAUAUAUAUAUAUAUAUAUAUAUAUAUAUAUAUAUAUAUAUAUAUAUAUAGUUUCAUUUUUAACUGUAUAUUUUAAUUACCGCUACUCCUAGUCUCAGUUGACAUUAUUUUUUUCAAAUCCCCGUAAUUUUUUGACGAGAGUAAAUACUAGUCUAACUUGACUACACACGUUUACUAACGCCAAAGACAGAUCAUGGCCAUCUUGAAUCCAGAAACUGUGUUAGGUUGUUUGUUUUGAUAUACGUUUGUAGUGUUAGGGUUGAUUAGACGUGUGUAGCGAGUUAGUUCUUACUAAACGUGUAUAAACGGGUGUGCUAGGUUUGAAUAGAUGUGUGUAGCGUGUGAAUUCUGUAUAGACGUGUGUUGACGGGUGCGCUAGGUUUCACAAACGGCUGCGGAGAUAAAAAGCAAGAUGUAAAACUCUGUCGAAGAUCAGACUCCCAUAGAAAGACUGGCCUACGUACUGCAGACUUGUCAGCAUCGCUGGACUGUCUGCAAGCACACCUCAGGGACGAUAUUACAUCCAUCACAAUCACCUACCACUACGAUUAUAAUAUUUGUCCAUAUCAUAACAUAGGUAUCGUUCAUCUCUUUACUGGUUAUAUCCGACGAUUUGUUUUGCUCGUACAUAACAAGCUCGAUUCUUGUUUGAAUGUGUCCUAUACACUCUUCCACCCUCC